This is a messenger RNA of Arabidopsis arenosa, 1281 nucleotides long. Lineage: Eukaryota; Viridiplantae; Streptophyta; Magnoliopsida; Brassicales; Brassicaceae. The record is from the annotation of a GenBank genome assembly.
GGCAGAUAAAAAUAUCACCUCGUCAGGGUUUCACGGCGGAGAAUCAAAUUCAUUUACCUAGGAAGCUUUCACUAUCACCGGAGACUAUUUCAAUGGCAACCAUGGCUAGGUCGUUUUUGCAGGCGAUAUCGAAGGAUGAGGCGGUGGCUCCUCCGCUUAGAGUUGUUCAGAUCGAAGGACUGGCUGUGCUAAAGAUGAUCAAACAUUGCAAGGAGUUUGCACCGACCCUUGUCACAGGACAGCUUCUUGGACUUGAUGUUGGUAGCGUCCUUGAAGUUACCAAUUGUUUUCCUUUCCCGGUCAGGGAUGAUGAUGAAGAAAUUGAAGCUGAUGGUGCGAAUUAUCAGCUUGAGAUGAUGAGAUGUCUGAGGGAGGUUAAUGUUGACAACAACACUGUUGGCUGGUAUCAAUCUACAGUUCUUGGUUCGUAUCAGACUGUGGAACUGAUUGAGACCUUCAUGAAUUACCAGGAGAAUAUUAAGAGGUGUGUGUGCAUCAUAUAUGAUCCCUCUAAAGCUGACCUAGGCGUCCUAGCUUUGAAGGCUUUGAAGCUUUCAGAUUCCUUUAUGGAGUUGUACCGAGGCGGAAACUUUACUGGCGAGAAGUUGAGAGAGAAAAAUUUCUCCUGGAUGGAUAUUUUUGAGGAAAUACCUAUCAAGGUUUCAAACUCUGCACUUGUCAGUGCCUUUAUGACCGAACUGGAGACAGAUACACCUGUCUCACAGGGCGAUUAUGAUCGUCUACACUCAUCAACAACUCCUUUCCUUGAGAACAAUAUGGAGUUUUUGAUUAAAUGCAUGGAUGAUUUAUCUAUGGAGCAGCAAAAGUUCCAGUAUUACUACCGGAACCUGUCUCGUCAGCAAGCACAACAGCAAGCCUGGCUCCAGAAGAGAAGGACGGAGAACAUGGCUCGUAAAUCAGCUGGAGAAGAGCCUUUGCCCGAAGAGGAUCCUUCAAACCCAAUCUUUAAGGCGAUCCCUGAACCAUCAAGGCUAGAGAGUUUCCUCAUCACAAACCAAGUCUCAAACUUCUGUGGCCAAAUCAAUGGAGUGGCUGGCCAGAACUUCAGCAGGCUUUACCUGACCAAAGCAUUGCACGAAAACUGAUAGCAAAACUACCCAAGUUUUUUUUUUGAGUCGAGAAAGUGAAAGACUUGGUGGUAGAACGGAUCCUAUAUUUGUUUUUCCUGGAUGCUUUUUUAUUUAUUUUGUUGUGAAGUAAUUGAAACUACAAACUAUAUGGAAGUCAUCUUUUUAUGCAUAAUGAAAAAUUAUUGAAAUU